This is a messenger RNA of Pistacia vera, 1224 nucleotides long. RefSeq names its product alpha carbonic anhydrase 1, chloroplastic-like. The record is from RefSeq and is a predicted model, not a curated record. NCBI's taxonomy places the organism in Eukaryota, Viridiplantae, Streptophyta, Magnoliopsida, Sapindales, Anacardiaceae. Gene Ontology annotation, molecular function: carbonate dehydratase activity; zinc ion binding. The coding region runs from base 271 to 1098 and encodes 275 amino acids. The transcript is spliced from 6 exons.
UGUUUUAACCAUGCUCACCAAACUCCAGAGUCAUAAUUCAAUCUAAGAGGGCAACUGUUUCAGUUGCUUAACAGAGGUUAAUGGCCACAAUGCAGGAAGUCAUUAAGUUCAGAAUUAGUUCUGUAAACAGAUCAUUAACCAAGAAUUUUCUACCAUAAAAUACCCCCAAAAACCAACACUUAUCCUCACCUAAAUUUAGCGGAUAUUCGUAUAAAUAUCAUUCAUUCAUUAUUCUUUCGAGCGUUCAUUCUACUAAUAACAAUCAACAGAAUGAUUCCUCGAUUCCCCUUCUCAAUUUUAGCCAUUUCAUUGCUUCUAGUUGUUGCUUCCGCAAAUUUAGAUGAGGAGAAUUCUUCAAGUGAAUUUAGUUACAUGGGAUUAAAAGGACCUGACCACUGGGGAGGGUUGAAUAAAUCUUUCUCACCAUGCGCAACGGGGAAGCACCAGUCUCCAGUUAACAUUUUAACCAAACAAACCCACAUCGACACAACUUUGGGACCCUUAGCCAAGAAUUAUAUCUCGGCUGCAAAUGCCACAAUCAUCAAUUUAGGCUUCGUUAUCGGGGUGCAUUAUGAGGAAGAAAUUGGAGAUUUGGUGAUAAAGGGUAAGAAAUACACCUUCAAACAAAUGCACUGGCAUACUCCUGCGGAGCACCAAAUUGAUGGACAAAUAUUUCAUGCGGAGCUCCAUGCAGUCCAUCUGGCAGAUGAUGGCAGUGCUGCAGUUAUUUCAAUCCUUUACAAUUAUGGUAACCCGGAUCCACUUGUCAAUAAGAUAAGUAAAUACUUGUAUGAGCUGGGUGGGUCAAGCAGUCAUAAAGGAGUUAAGAUUCCAAUGGGAAAGUUGGAUACCAGUCACUUGAGGCGAAAGACAAACAAAUUUUACAGAUAUAUGGGUUCUCUUACUACUCCCCCAUGCACUGAAGACGUUGUCUGGACUGUUCUCGCCAGGGCGAGGUCGAUUUCGAAGGAGCAGGUAGAGGCUUUGAGAGCUCCAUUGGCGUCACAUAGCAAGACCAAUGCAAGGCCUUUGCAGCCUCUGAACGGAAGAACAGUUGAACUCUACAAAGUUAAAAAUGGCCAUCAUCGUCAGCACUAGUCAUCAUCUUUAUCAAGUUUAAUUAACAUCUGUUUACUUUAAAUACUAAUUUGAAACAAGAGAUAUGUCACGCUAUUCUUGUUCAGCUUAUGUAUAAUUUAUCUAUAUCCUAAACAUUGAAUUAAA